AUGGCAGAUAAGGAUGCUUUGAUGAAUGUCUUUCCUUAUGCGGUAUGGUUCCCGUCGCCGGAUUACGACACUCGCAUGUCUCUUCUCCAGCAUUUUGUCAUUAGCAAAAUUCCUCCUGGGCAAGAAGGAGAAGCAUCAACUACAGAUGUGCAUUCACCAUUUUUGUAUGAACAGUUAGCGCUUCUCACGGAAGGCUGGACAACUGGGCAGCUAAAGAGGAUAGUAGAACGAACACUUUCUGAGCGUCGUAUUGAACAACUUCUACAGCGUCCAUUACAAGCAAGCGAUUUCGUAAUAGCAUUAGCAGAGGAAAAAGCACUAUCAGAAGGGGAAGUGAAAAAAAUGAUAGAGUUUCAUAACUCUCUUCCUUUUACCAUGCGUCGUGCCAACCCGCCGGAAGAUUUUCCCGCAGACGAAACGGGUGCUGGAAAAUCAAGGAAAUCAACCUCGAAAAAGGUUAAAAAAUGA
Messenger RNA from Phytomonas sp. Hart1, 468 nucleotides. Lineage: Eukaryota; Euglenozoa; Kinetoplastea; Trypanosomatida; Trypanosomatidae. The record is from the annotation of a GenBank genome assembly.